Molecule: messenger RNA, 1508 nt
Organism: Branchiostoma floridae (Florida lancelet)
Lineage: Eukaryota; Metazoa; Chordata; Leptocardii; Amphioxiformes; Branchiostomatidae
Product: solute carrier family 35 member F6-like
Exons: 7
Coding region: 269-1408 (379 amino acids)
Biological process (GO): transmembrane transport
Cellular component (GO): intracellular membrane-bounded organelle; membrane
Molecular function (GO): transmembrane transporter activity
Source: RefSeq, a predicted model, not a curated record
UCGUGACACCCACACAACCCGGAAGUGAGGUGGAUGAUCACAAACCGGUUCUCAGGUCUGGUAUCUGAUCUAUAUGAGUCACAAUCACGUACAACACGGCAGUUUAGCAGCCCGGUUCGGAAUUCCUCGUCCACUUUGUGAUCUAAUGUCAUAGACUACAGUGUGUGGAAGGCUUUAACGAACACGAGGAAAGGAUCACGGGACUGUCAAAGUUCCAGUAACCCACAGCACAACCAAAAGACAGAAGAAGCACUAAGAAGGAACCAAGAUGUCUCUGGGACCAGGCUGGACCGGGUACCAGUGGUUUCUGGCUCUCAUGAUGUUGGUAACAGGAUCCAUCAACACGCUCACAACCAAAUUUGCAGAUCUUCAGGAGGCCCCUGGGAAACCUGGAACACCAGUUCACGACUUCGACCACCCCUUUCUGCAGGCUUCUGGCAUGUUUAUUGGAGAGUUUUCCUGUCUGGUGGUGUUUAAGAUCUGGGUGUUGUACCACCGCUGCGCCAAAAAAUCCGUGGACGUCGGGAACCAGAAGUUCAACCCACUGGUGUUCCUGGCUCCUGCACUGUGUGACAUGACAGGCACUUCCCUGAUGUACAUCGGACUGACCCUGACGUACGCGUCGAGCUUCCAAAUGCUGCGCGGUGCCGUCAUCAUCUUCACCGGGCUGCUGUCUGUGGCGUUCCUCGGGAGGAAGCUUGACUGGCAUCACUGGUGUGGGAUCUUCUUCGUUCUGAUUGGUCUGAUCCUGGUGGGCGUGUCUGACUUCAUCUUUAAGACUCCGGAGACUGGUGUCAGCACAAACGGGGUCAUCACAGGUGAUUUGCUGAUCCUGAUGGCCCAGGUCAUUGCUGCUAUCCAGAUGGUGGUGGAGGAAAAGUUUGUCUCAGGACAAAACAUCCCACCAAUGCAGGGGGUGGGCUGGGAAGGAUUUUUUGGUUUCACCGUGCUGACCACUCUCCUGUUCCCGUUCUACUUCAUCAAAGUCGGCCCUCCCUUCGGCGCCAAUCCUCGCGGUGUGUUCGAAGACGCGUUGGACGGCCUGUGGCAGAUAAGCAACAACAGAAAUAUUGCCCUGGGUGUUUUUGGAACCAUCAUCAGCAUUGCCUUCUUCAAUUUUGCAGGCCUUAGCGUUACCAAGGAGAUGAGUGCCACGACGAGGAUGGUAUUGGACAGUGUCCGUACUCUCGUUAUCUGGGUGUUUAGUCUCGCUGUAGGGUGGGAAGACUUUCAGUAUCUCCAAGCGAUUGGUUUUGUCAUCCUCCUAUCGGGAACGGCAGUGUACAACGACAUGUUGUUUGUUCCGCUCCUGCGUCGUUUUGGUAUCCUAGGCCCCGCGCACCAGGUCAGUCUUGAUGAAAAGAGGCCCCUCAUUCAAGAUAACGACGUUGAGCCAAAUUAUCCGUAACAAUUCAGGCACAUUUCUUAACAAGUCAAGACAUAUUUUUAAUAAUGAUUUAUUGGCAGAUUGCCACAAACCCCCAACACUGGUGCAAUAAAGGGAGUUU